AUGUCCGCCCAGGGGCAGUACGUCGGUGUGGACGAGGAGGUGCGGCACAUUUUCGGCACGACCUACCCGUGCCAAACGGCAGCAGACGUGCGAGUCUACUGCACCCCAAAGGCCUGCGAGGAGUUCAUAUCGGACCCUGGCAUGCGCCGUCUGGGGGCGGUGAGGCUGGAGAUGCCGCCGCCUCACACCGAGGGCAGCCGUGAGUUGGAGGUGGUGUUCAAGUUUGGCGGCGCUGAGAUUGAGGUGACAGCGGCCGACGUGGUUUCAGGGAAGGAGGUGCGGGCGUCGCUGCAGUUUUUGACGGGCGUGUGA
Messenger RNA from Monoraphidium neglectum, 312 nucleotides. Its product is annotated as Heat shock protein 12B. The coding region runs from base 1 to 312 and encodes 103 amino acids. The transcript has 3 exons. The record is from RefSeq and is a predicted model, not a curated record. NCBI's taxonomy places the organism in Eukaryota, Viridiplantae, Chlorophyta, Chlorophyceae, Sphaeropleales, Selenastraceae.